Messenger RNA from Pelecanus crispus (Dalmatian pelican), 1800 nucleotides. The record is from RefSeq and is a predicted model, not a curated record. NCBI's taxonomy places the organism in Eukaryota, Metazoa, Chordata, Aves, Pelecaniformes, Pelecanidae.
AUGCGGGGUCCCCAGGAUGAGGUUGUCAGGGUGGCUCUGCUGUAUGAGGCUUCCUGCAGGGCUGCUGCCUCCCACCUUCCCAAGCUCUGCAGUCUGCGCCUGAAGAAACUCACGGUGCUGAAAGAGCUGGACAAAGAGCUGAGCUCUGUGCUUAUCGCUGUGAAGAUUCAGGGUUCAAAGAGAGUCCUGAGGUCAAAUGAAUACGUCCUCCCGCCUGGUGGCCUGAUGGAGACUGAGCUGGAGCUGACCUUCUCACUGCAGUACCCACACUUUCUCAAGAGAGAUGGCAACAAACUGCAGAUCAUGCUGCAGCGGAGGAAGAGAUACAAGAACCGCACGAUCCUGGGCUACAAGACCCUUGCAGUGGGCAUCAUUAACAUGGCCGAGGUGAUGCAGCACCCGACGGACGGCGGGCAGCUUCUGGGCCUCCACAGCAACAUGAAGGACGUGAGCAUCCGAGUGGCUGAAAUCAGCAUCUACUCUUUGUCCAGUCAGCCCAUUGACCAUGAGGAUGGGAGCGUCCCCUCAGGCCCUAAAAUCAAAGCUUCAGAUCGCUCCCCAGACAUUGAUAACUACUCUGAAGAAGAGGAUGACAGCUUCUCCUCAGAGCAGGAAGCCAGCGAUGAUGCUGUGCAGGGUCAGGAUCUGUUUGAUGAAGAGGAUGACUUGAGGAAAACCAAGAAGGCUAGGAGGAAAAUGAUCCGAACCACAUCAAUAACCAGACAACCAAACUUCAAGCAGAAAUUUGUGGCUUUGCUGAAGAGGUUUAAAGUGACAGAGGAGGUCCUGGAUUCUGACCCUGUAGACCAGACCCAGGAGGUGGAGGAAGACCUGGGCUUGCUCUAUGACAGCCUGGAAGAGUGCAACAACAGUGACAGCGGCCCGGAGAUUGAGGACAAUGAGAGUGUGCACAGCACACCCAAGCCCACCCUGAGGCGUUUCUUUGAGGGAGUCUCUCAUUCUGGUUCCCAGACUGAGAUCGGCAGUCUGCACAGCCAGAAAGGGCAGGAUCAAGAGGCGGGCAGCCCUGGCGAGGCGGACAAGCGGAAGCCAGGAGUGCUGCGACCACAGGAAGAGCCAGGAGUGGAGGUCCCUGCAGUGGAGCUGGCUGCAGAGGAGCCGUGUUCACGGCUGGCCCCCGCAGAGGCUGCCACGAGGGAGGGCAGUGUGGACAGGCUGGCCCAGCUGGGACCCGGGACCAAAGCUGAGAUCCCCAGUGCUGUGUCUCCCAGCAAGGCAGAGAGCAAGCAGUUGUGGCGUCCCCGCAGCACCUCUGUGAAGGACCGGCAGAGCUCAAAGGGACAGGGUGGCCGCACCAGCAGCCUGGACAGUGAGAGCUCUCCAGACUCAUGGCACAGCACCCAGGUGCCCCGAAAGUCUGUUUACGAUCAGCUGAACCAGAUCCUGGUCUCAGAUGAGCAGCUCCCUGAGAGCAUUGUGCUGGUGAAUGUCGCUGAGUGGCAGGGGCAGUACGUGAGUGAGCAGCUCCAGGCGCACAAGCAGUUGGUCGUAUCCACCUGCUCCGUGGCGGACAUCCAGGCAGCCUUCAACACCACCGUGUCCCGCAUCCAGCGAUACUGUAACUGUAACUCCCACAUGCCUCCCCCAGUGAAGGUGGUGGUGGCAGGAGACCAGAGCUACCUGAGCGUUGUUCUCCGUUUCUUCGUGGAGCAGCUGGCCAGCAAGACACCCGACUGGCUCAACUACCUUCGCUUCCUGCUUGUGCCACUGGGCUCUCACCCUCUGGCCAAGUACCUGGCCUCGGUGGAUAACAAAUACAGCACUCUCUUCCUGGACACA